Messenger RNA from Danio aesculapii, 5952 nucleotides. It is a transcript of the gene scly, whose product is annotated as selenocysteine lyase. The record is from RefSeq and is a predicted model, not a curated record. Lineage: Eukaryota; Metazoa; Chordata; Actinopteri; Cypriniformes; Danionidae. Bases 82 to 1434 code for a protein of 450 amino acids. The transcript is spliced from 13 exons.
UCCGGUUCAAAGUAGAGCGUGCAGCGGUGAAUUAUUGACAGGACAAACAUACGCUAAGAGUAAGAAAGUAUAAUCCAGACCAUGGCUGAAAAGUUUGACCCACCUAUAAUCCUGAGUCCUAAUUUAUCCUCGUUUCAUCACUGUGAUUCUCACCUGGAUUAUCAUGCUGUGGCUGAUGGACCAGACAGAAUUUAUAUGGAUUACAACGCCACCACACCAGCCGAUCCAGAGGUGAUUAGGGUUAUUACUGAUGCUUUAACUGAUGCGUGGGGAAAUCCCAGCAGUAACUAUCUACCAGGUUUGAAAGCCAGAGACAUAAUUUACCAUUCGAGAGACACCAUUGCCAGGAUGGUUGGUGGAAAAGCAGCAGAUAUCAUUUUUACUUCAGGAGGAACUGAGGCCAAUAAUCUGGUGUUUCACACAGCUGUGGAGCACUUCAAGAAGAGCAGGACUUCAGCAGAGGGAAGCACCACCAGCAAGCAAAUAAAUAGAAGAGGCUCUCUACCUCAUGUCAUCAUCUCCAACGUGGAGCACGACUCCAUCAAACUCACAGCCGAAAACUUGUUAAAAGAGGGCAAAGCAGAUGUCACAUUUGUGCCCGUUUCCAAGGUGACUGCACGGGUGGAGGUGGAGGACGUCAUUACAUCGAUUCGUCCCACCACCUGCUUGGUAUCAAUCAUGCUGGCCAAUAAUGAGACAGGCAUUAUUAUGCCAAUUAAGGACAUUUGUCAGCGAGUGAAUGAAGUAAACAAACAAAGGGCCGCAUCAGCUUCCAGAAUCCUCCUGCACAGUGAUGCAGCCCAGGCCAUCGGAAAGAUACGAGUGGAUGCACAUGAGCUGGGAGUAGACUACCUUACCAUCGUAGGCCACAAGUUUUAUGGCCCUCGAACCGGUGCUUUGUUUGUGAAUGAUCCUGGAAAAACCACCCCAGUUUACCCUAUGAUCUUUGGAGGAGGACAAGAACGCAACUUCAGACCAGGAACUGAGAACACAGCAAUGAUAGCAGGUCUGGGAAAGGCUGCAGAGUUGGUCAGCUUAAAUCUGGCUGAAUAUGAAGCCCAUUUCUUGGACAUUCGAUGUUAUUUAGAGCAGAAGCUACUUGCUGUCUUUGGAAAAGAGAGGAUUCGUUUUAACAGCCAUUUUCCUGGUUCAGACAAUUUGCCCAACACGUGCAAUUUCUCCAUUUUGGGAAGGGGACUUCAAGGGCGCAGAGUGCUGUCCACCUGUAGGAGGUUGUUGGCCAGUGUGGGUGCCGCCUGCCACUCAGACAGAGGAGAUCAACCAUCUCAUAUUCUUCUAAGCUGUGGGAUUCCAUUUGAUGUGGCCACCAAUGCUCUGAGGAUCAGUGUGGGUAGAAGUACGUCUCGUGAAGAUGUGGACCUUGUCGUAGAGGAUCUGCGAGACACUGUAGAGCAACUGGAGAGAAUGAACUAGCAUCUUUUGUUUCCUGAGGUGUGGAUGUUGCACACAUCUAUACAUUUAUUGAUACUGAACUCUAACCAAAAUGUUUUAUUGAACGGGUUAUUUUUGUAUCCUUGCACAUAGAUGAGAUAGUGUGUCAUGAGCUUAGGCUUCAUGUUUCAGGGUCAUCACCAGGUUGGACUAUAUGGAUUUUAAGGCUAUUUAUUUAUCAGAAUAUGAUACGGAUUCGAUUUAUGGAACUGCAGGGAAUUAAAUUGGUUUAGUUUAGCUUGUAUAUAAAAAAGACUUGAACUGCUUGCGUGUAAGGGUGUGCAGUCUGUAUCUUUUAUGAUAGUUUUUUCAUAAUUGUUAUUUUAAGAGCACACACUUUCAAUUUGUGAUAUAGCCUGUUGAAAUGUGUUUAAAUGUCAUAUAAAAUUUAAAAAUAUAUAUCAAAUGGGAUAUAAAAUGCCAUUUGAGUUUUAUAUUUUCGCCAUUUUUAUCAUAAGCCAUAGUUAAUAUAACAAGUAAAUGUCUUUACACAUUGAAUUUCAGAUUUUUUUUUCUUUCAUAUUUAUAUUUUUAAAAAAAAUAACUCACAGAUACCUUGCACACCAGUGCACAUUAAUCAAUCUGUUUAUUAUAGAUUAUAGCAAGGAGAGUAAUUAUUUUAUUUUAGUAUUAUUUUACUUCUGUAAGUCAGCGGUAUUUUGAUACUUGUGAUACAGGAGCCACAUAACAGAAAUUUCCCUGAACAAAUCCUGAACAAAGAUUUCCAAUCAAAGAUUGACCUAUUUUACCUUAAGAGUCUUGUUUUUUUCCAGAAUUAGAUUUGCACGUCAUUGCAAAUAUGUCUUGAGUUACACAAUUUACAUUUAAGUUGGUUAGAUUUUAACGACACAAUCUAACUUCUUUUUAAAUGCAACUAGAAAGUCAGUGAUUCAGUGACUCGUUAAUAAAGACACGUUUCAUGCCUAAAUCUAUUGAAAGAAACAGUGAAUUCACAAAUAAGGCCACAUACUGGUGGUUGAUCCAAAUUUUUAAAAUUUUUUUCUACACUUUCAUAUUUAAAUAUUGAGUUUUAUUUAAAUCUGACUUCAAAGCAUUUAUUAUGAUAAUUACAGUGUGAAUGUAUUCAUGCAAUCUGAGCUGCAUUUUCAAGUUCUUCUAAAUGCGUCUAUAGUAAUUGCAGACUGAGAUCACUGUAAGGCAGUAAAUAUAACUCCUUAAUGCAAGCAUUUCUGUGACUGCUGUGAAAUAUCCAAAUCACAGCACAAAAUAUGUGAAUCUUCAGUGAGCUAUUAACAACACAAAAAGAGGUUUUGUAAUUAUUGCACACCCCUAAUUGUAUAUGACUGUUGCUUUAGUCAUUGUAAUUUCAGGUCGCGGUCCUUUUUACCAGGGAUUUUUAGGGAUAGUUCAAAGAAAAAUGAAAAUUCAGUCAUCACUUAGGGUGCUUUCUCACCUGUAGAUUGAUUGUUUUAUUCCGAAACAGGGAUUUAAAGUGUUACAAUAUUUUUGGUUCUGGUGCGGUUCGCUUUCACAUAGCAAAGAUUCUAAAUUGACCAAAUUAGUUAAAACAAGUCAUGUGCAGUAAACUCUCCUCACGGUGGUCAGAGUUUCAGGGUUUAUUUUUCAGUCCCACGAAUUCAGCUCAGGUGUCAUACGUCAUUAUUUGCAGUCAGAUCAUGAAGCAGAUCAAUGUUAAUCUUUCUUUCAAGAUGUCAGUGCACAAAUGAACAAAACAAUAGGCCUAAAAUAUUAUUAAGAUUAAAAAUAUGGAAAAAUGAUCAGAUUGUAAUUUCUGUCCAUUUAUAGCACUGUAAUAUUUCAGCAUGCUUUCACUUUUGUAUUCAGCAUGAAACGCACAUUUACUGGUAAGAAUGACAUCCCACCCUACUCAUAUUUCUCUUGUCAUAUAGCCUUAUAUACGGCAAUUCCACAUCCAUAAUACACUGUGAUAUAGCCUGGUUUCAUCAGUUUGUUGGAUCAUUUUGCUUUCUCACUACAAUCGAUCUGCUCCAGAGUUUGUUUGAAUCGAGCCGAGAACACGUCAUUAAGGCAAUCUCAGAAUGAUUGAUUUGGUGUGGAUGUGAGCACGAUUGCGGAAUUCACAUAUGCCAAACGAACAACACUAACUGGGCAAAUGAGACUGGUUCCGAAACAAACGUCUAGGUGUGAAAGCACCUUUGAAUUGUACCAAAACAGUUUGAGUUAUUUUUUUCUGUUAAACACAAAACAAGUUUUUUUUUAAGAAUGUUUGAAACUAGUACAACUGAGGAGCAUUAACUUUAUAUCUUAAUUUGGCGCAAAUUGCAAUGGAAACACAUUUACUGAAUAAAUUUCAAUGUGUGCAUCAAAAAAAGUUAUGUGAUUUUUGUUAUAACUUGGCACACAUAGUCUGAGAAAUAAAGGUACAAAGUCUGUCACUGGGGUUGUAGCUUAUCAAAAUGUACACUUUUGUACGUGCGGUGUUUGUACAGUAAACAAUGUUUACUUUUGUAGCUUUAAGGUACUGUGAGGUACAUGUUUGUACUUUUUAGGUAUUAUUAUGUACCUUUAAAUACCUGUUAGGAACCAAAAUGUACCUUUUAAAAAGGUUCCACCCCAGUGACAGAUUUUGCCCCACACCUCAAAAAGCCACCGCACAUUCAUUGUGUUUCAGCUUUGUUUGCCAAUGUGCAAGCAAUUUAUUAUAAUAGAAAAAGGCUUUUCCUGUCUCAGCAAAUUCCAUUUUCUUUUGGAUAUUUGGCACCAGCUUAUCAGGACUUAUUGGAUGGAAAUGGUGUUUUUUUAUCAGUUUUGUGCACAAGUUUAAUUAUAAUCAUCAGAUGCAAAAAUAGCAAUUGACUUCCAUAGUAUUUGUUUUUUCCUACAAUGUUCUUCAUACAUGGAUUACUCAAUUAGCUGGAUUUGGUUAUUGUUGAUUUGACACAAAUAUAAAUAUGAGUUAAAUAUAACUUAAAAAUAUAAAAACAACUUAUGCAAUCCACACUCUGAAAUAAAAGUACAAAAACUGUCACAAGGUGUUUCUGGACUUUAUAGAUACAAAUGCAUACUGUUUUAAGGUACCGACCCAGCUUUAUUACAAUUUGUGGAUGAUAAUGGACAUGCACAAUACUUGACUGUUUUUUUUUUUUUUUUUCAAGGAAUAAUAAUUUUCAAUAAUUUUCAAUGUUUUGACAGCUAAUAUGACGGUGAUUUGAUGCUUUACCUUUACCAAUAUCACAAUGCUUUUUUGAUGCAGAAUUAAUUUAAAGCUCCAGUUAUUAUGUCGUUAAAGUAACCUAGGCGACUAUAAUAAAGAAAAUUCACUCUGAAAAUAAAACUAAAUAAAUUGUUCAAUACUCUUGACACAUGUAAGUGUAAAGCUUGCAGCCCACAACAAAGGUGGAAAGUUAUUACAUAUAACAUUUAUCAAACCAUUUACCAUGAAUUUUAUGUAAUUUUGCACUCAAGGAUAAUUAAAUAUUAAUCAGAUGAUGUCAUCACGCUUCUUUGCUGUCAGCCAAUCAUUGCAUUGCUGAUCAUGAUUUCGAGGAUUGAUAGAUCAGUCCUUUACAACACACGCAGCGAUCUUAAAUCGAUUCAUCCAGACAUUUUAAUCUGAUUCGCAAACUUGUUUGAAUAACCAAAUUAGCCAGAGAUCAGUUAUCAGGAUUAAAAGAUCCAGGAUCUGUCAAAUCGUCUUAGAUCAUUUAAGCGAGGUACGAAGAAUGGACCCCUGGUCUCCAGCAUUCUUCAAAAAAUCUCCUUUUGUGCUCAACAGAAAAUGCAAACUGGGUUAGAGCAAGUAAAGGGUGAGUAAAAGAUGAUGGAAUUUUCAUUUUUGGAUGAACUAACCCUAAGUGUUAAAACAUUUUGAUUUUAAAACACUGCCAUAAUGCCAUUUAUAUAUUCAAAAAUGUGGCGACACCAAAGCUCCAAAAAUACCAAUUUAUUAAAUUAAAAAGGCUGAUACAAGAUGUGUACACUGAAAAAAGUGUUGCAUGCAAAACUGUUGCAAACAAUUUAUUUGUGUUGAAUUUAAACAAACAAAUCAAAUUGAGCAAUGUUCAACUUAAUUUGUUAAGUUAAAUAAUAUGUUUACAACCACUUAACAUAAAAAAAUUGAGUAAAUCCAAGGAAUCAUCUUUGAAUAAUUUUUUCGAGUGUACCAGCGUCCUUGUAUCAGCCUUUUUAGUUUAAUAAAUUGGCAUUUUUAGAGCUUUGGUGUUGCUGCUUUUUUGAAUAUAUAUUUUGCACUUUUUGUUGUUUGGCUGAGCACCCAUUUAAAGUAAUGUGCGUGCUGUAGUCUAUUUUUGCCAUAAUGCCUUUGAAAUAAAUUGCUGUAUUUAUGCUGUAAAUAUGUAUACCCUAUUUGUCUCGCAGGCUACUCUGUUACUUUGUGAUGUGACAGAGCGUGCCUGUUCAAAAAGAAGCCGAGGUAUCUGUUACCAAUCCAACAAAGCUUCAACAACAUUAUUAAAAGAGAGCUAAAUGGACACUCUUUAAGAUCAGAGUGCUGAUUUGAUCUUUCCAAUUCAUUAAAGUUCAUAUGCUCCAACCAAA